Molecule: messenger RNA, 457 nt
Organism: Aplysia californica (California sea hare)
Lineage: Eukaryota; Metazoa; Mollusca; Gastropoda; Aplysiida; Aplysiidae
Product: 60S ribosomal protein L35a
Exons: 5
Coding region: 55-426 (123 amino acids)
Biological process (GO): cytoplasmic translation; ribosomal large subunit biogenesis
Cellular component (GO): cytosolic large ribosomal subunit; ribosome
Molecular function (GO): structural constituent of ribosome
Source: RefSeq, a predicted model, not a curated record
UCCGUUUGCGAGCUCUUCCUUUCUUCUUCCGGUUGUUGAUGAUCGAAGUUCAUCAUGGCCGAAACUCAAGCUAAGGCAGCGACUGCCAAAAAGUCUGGCAGGAUGUACAGCAAGGCUGUUUUUACUGGUUACAAGCGAGGCCAUCGCAACCAGCACGAGACCACUGCCCUUUUGAGGAUUGAGGGAGUCAUCAACAAAGAUGACACCGAGUUCUAUCUGGGAAAAAGAUGCGCAUACGUGUACAAGGCCAAGAGGCUCACCGCUUGCCCCGGCCAUGACAAGCCAAGCCGCUUGAGGGUUAUCUGGGGCAAGGUGACCCGCCCACACGGGAACAGUGGUGCUGUGCGAGCCAAGUUCAGGAAAAAUCUGCCCAGCAAGGCUAUUGGGAAACGAGUACGCGUGAUGAUGUACCCAUCAAGAAUUUAAUUGGCUGAAGUAAUAAAAUCCUGAAAAAAUA